GCACAUCAAUUAAAAUGCGAAUUUCUUGCCUAAGCAUUUUAAUGACCCGUGACGAAGUUCAUAUUUUGUUAUUUAUUGCAACAUUCCGUUUAUUGCCGUUCUGGUGUGGUCUUGUAGUUAGUGCAUAUAUCAGCUCUUUAAAAAGAAAGGGCGCAGGUAGUAAAUAUAUUUGGUGUUACACUUGACUGUCGAUUAUUUUUAUGCACUCAUUGUCAAUUAACGUGAUUUCUCAAGCAAGUGUCGGUAGUUGGUACUGUUUGGCUGGUUUGGUUACGUGUCGAAGAAACACAUUUUCUAAUUUAAUAAAUAUUUCGCGUUGUGUCUGCUGUAUACGUAUUUGACGCUACAAAAAAGGAAAAUUUAAAAAGAAUCCAUAGACGAAGAAAUGUUAGAUCUUAGUUGUCCCAACGUUCAAUUGAUAUUAGCUACCAUCGUCACAGCGAUUAUAACCGGUUUCACUACAUUACGAUUCUAUUGCUACAUUACGUUGGGCAGGUGUCACUCUCGUGCAAAAAUGGAAGGAAAAACAGUUUUGAUCACUGGCGCUAACGGUGGAAUCGGAAAAGAAACAACGAAGGACAUUGCUAAGCGUGGAGCACGAAUUAUUUUAGCUUGUCGUAAUGUUGAUGCAGCCAAUGAGGUUAAAGACGAAGUGGUAAAGGAAACCGGUAACCAGAAUAUCGUCGUUAAAAAGCUGGAUCUUAGUUCCCAAAAAUCUGUACGUGAAUUUGCUGCUGAUAUCAACAAAACCGAACAAAAGCUGGAUGUUUUGAUUCAUAAUGCCGGCAUGGCCCUAGCUGUUCGCGGUCAACAAAGUGAAGAUGGUAUUGAGAUGACAAUGGCUACCAAUCAUUAUGGUCCGUUCCUGUUGACCCACUUACUGAUCGAUUUACUCAAAAAGACACCAAAGAGUCGCAUUGUGGUAGUUGCAUCCGAACUGUACAAAUUGGCUUCGGUCAACUUGAACAAUUUGAAUCCAAUCAAUACAAGACCGGCCGCUUAUUUGUACUACGUUUCAAAGUAUGCCAACAUCUAUUUUACACGCGAAUUGGCCAGACGUUUGGAAGGCACUGGUGUAUCGGCUAAUUGCUUGCAUCCCGGAAUGAUUGAUACAGGAAUUUGGCGUAACGUCCCGUUCCCGUUGAAUUAUCCGAUGAAAAUGAUUACGAAAGGUUUCUUCAAAACACCGGUACAAGGUGCCCAGACGACCAUACAUUUGGCCGUUUCCGAGGAACUUGAAGGAAUUUCCGGAAAAUACUUUAUGGACUGUAAGGAACAUAGUUUGAAUACAGCCGCGUGUGAUAUGGAAAAGGCAAAGAAAUUGUGGGAAGAAUCUGCUAAAAUAGUAAAAUUAACGGAAAGUGAUCCGAAGAUCUAACUCUGAAUUCUUGAAAAUAAAUUUUUUU
Molecule: messenger RNA, 1406 nt
Organism: Bradysia coprophila
Lineage: Eukaryota; Metazoa; Arthropoda; Insecta; Diptera; Sciaridae
Product: retinol dehydrogenase 14
Source: RefSeq, a predicted model, not a curated record